Scatophagus argus is the source of this 1023-nucleotide messenger RNA. It is a transcript of the gene gng3, whose product is annotated as guanine nucleotide binding protein (G protein), gamma 3. Gene Ontology annotation, molecular function: G-protein beta-subunit binding. The record is from RefSeq and is a predicted model, not a curated record. Bases 565 to 792 code for a protein of 75 amino acids. Gene Ontology annotation, biological process: G protein-coupled receptor signaling pathway. Gene Ontology annotation, cellular component: heterotrimeric G-protein complex. NCBI's taxonomy places the organism in Eukaryota, Metazoa, Chordata, Actinopteri, Scatophagidae. The transcript has 3 exons.
UUCACAAUUUAAACUGUGAUGUAAACCACUAGACUGCAGCAGUCCCCAUAGCAACAGAGGAGAGGGUGGCCAUCACAAAAGGCGCAGAGACAUGUAAUAAGUGAGGAUUCCGGAGUUCACAUCCCAAGCUGUUUAUAGUCUUAUAACACUAAAAACCAAGACCACACACAACACAUACACUAUCCUGUUCCAUGUCACAGAUUGAAACCAGAGAUACUCAAGUUGGCCCCAAUUUCCCAGGUACAUAUAUGGUACGGUCCACCCUCAUAAGAAAACCUUCACCAAUGGCUUCCCCCUCCCCUCUGUCUGGCAGGUACCACUCACUGCUGUGGGGGAGAUCUUUUCCAUCCACCACAAAUCCAGUGCUCAUUGUGACAGAAUUGCAGUGCACUGGACUGUACAGAGCAGGGUACCAUCCAGGCUGUUGUCUGUGAGGGGUGGGGUCCGGCUACACUGAUACCACCAAACAUAAGCUGACAGAGGGACACAGAGAGGCAGAAAAAGGGAGAAAAAAAGAGAGAGAAGAGGGGGGAAGAUUGCACCUGAAGAGGAAUAUAAUACGGGAUGAAAGGAGACACCCCAGUGAACAGCACCAUGAGUGUCGGCCAAGCCAGGAAGCUGGUGGAGCAACUGAAGAUAGAGGCUAGUUUCUGCAGGAUAAAGGUAUCAAAGGCAGCAGCCGACCUGAUGGCGUACUGUGACGCACACUCCUGCGACGACCCCCUGAUCACCCCUGUGCCCACCUCAGAGAACCCUUUCAGGGAGAAGAAAUUCUUCUGCGCUCUGCUUUGAGAACAAUCAGGGAUUGUUGUGAUCAAAAGUACAACUGUACAGUAUGUACAUGUAUGUACAGUGUGUACAUGUACUUUCAAUCUAAAUAAGACAUCAAUGUAUUAUAGUAACCUUGCAUAAAAGCUGCCGAUGUACAGUACAUAAUCAACUACCAAAUGUCUUGAACUAAAUUCUUAAACUGCUAACGUCUGUAUCACUGUUAAAGGAGAAUAACACAAACAACGUUGAGAU